This is a messenger RNA of Aspergillus puulaauensis, 1710 nucleotides long. RefSeq names its product ubiquitin-specific protease UBP6 (gene UBP6). Gene Ontology annotation, molecular function: cysteine-type deubiquitinase activity; protein binding; proteasome binding. The record is from RefSeq and is a predicted model, not a curated record. Bases 1 to 1710 code for a protein of 569 amino acids. Lineage: Eukaryota; Fungi; Ascomycota; Eurotiomycetes; Eurotiales; Aspergillaceae. Gene Ontology annotation, biological process: protein deubiquitination; regulation of proteasomal protein catabolic process; proteasome-mediated ubiquitin-dependent protein catabolic process. The transcript has 3 exons.
AUGGCUUCUAUACCAGUUAUCGUCAAGCACCAAGGAAAGCGCUACGAUGUCGAGCUCGAUCCAUCCUCCAACGGCGAGACCUUCAAAUUUCAACUAUAUUCCCUUACGGGUGUUGAGCCUGAGCGGCAGAAAAUCUUGGUGAAGGGAGGCCAGCUCAAAGAUGAUACCUUGCUCUCGUCCCUCAAUGCGAAACCGAACCAGACGUUCAUGAUGAUGGGCACUCCUUCCGGAGGACAGGGCGCUGGAGACUUAGCACGUCCAAAGGAAACUGUGAAGUUUUUGGAGGAUAUGACGGAAGCGGAGGCUGCAAGGGCAGUGGGGGCAUCCCCGGCUGGACUGCAGAACCUCGGGAAUACAUGCUAUCUCAACUCAACUUUGCAAACCCUGAGGAGUGUUCCGGAGCUUCACCAAGAACUUCAGAAGUAUCGCCCAUCCAGAAGCACUGGCGGUUCCAAUCUUUCCAAUCUUAGCGACUUUGGUCUGGGAGGACUGGGUGCUUCCAUGGACCUCACUUCCUCGCUAAAGGAUCUGUUUAAGCAGAUGUCAGAAACUCAAGAAGGUUUUCCACCACUCAUUUUCCUCAACGCCUUAAGAAACGUAUAUCCCCAGUUCGCUCAGCAGGAUCGAAACGGGCAUGGGUACGCUCAACAAGAUGCGGAAGAGGCCUGGUCACAGAUCGUCGCACAGUUGAGGCAAAAGUUGAUGGUCAAAGAUGGCGAAGGGGAGUCGACCUCGGAGAUUUCAUUCGUGGAUAAGUAUCUCGGUGGGAAAUUUGAGUCGGUUACUGAGUGCGAUGAACCGGCAGCAAAGGAGGUCGGUGAGCAGCCUAGCGAGAGCUCUGAUGUGUUCUAUAAACUUGACUGUCACAUCGACAAAGAUACGAACCAUUUGCAUGAUGGUAUACUUGCGGGCCUUGAGGAAAAGAUUGAAAAGCGUUCUCCUACUUUGGACCGUGAUGCUGUUUACACGAAGCGCUCACGCAUCGCACGGCUGCCGAAAUAUCUAACUGUUCAUUUUGUUCGAUUUUUCUGGAAACGCGAUGCACAAAAGAAAGCCAAGAUCAUGCGCAAAGUCACGUUCCCUGCCGAACUUGAUGUGGUCGACUUCUGUACCGACGAACUCAAGGGACUCGUGAUCCCCGUUCGGGAUAAAGUACGGGAGAUUCGAAAGGAAGAGCUUGACUUUGAGCGCGCUCGGAAACGUCAAAAGGUUGCCCACCAAAGGGAAGAAGAGGGGAAGGGCGAGGAACCUUCUGCCUUAGAACCAAUGCAGAAAAAGAAGGCUACUGAAGAGCGCAAGGAGGACGCGAAGGACGGAAAGGAUGAAGAUACGGCAAUGGCCGACUCUUACAAGACUGAUGCCGAAUACGAGGCGGAGAAGAACGCCUCUAUUCUUGCAGCUAAGAAAGAGCUGGUCGAGCUUCUCAACCCCAAGCUGGCCGCAGAUGACGGCACCAACAAGACUGGGCUGUACGAGCUGAGAGGUGUUAUUACGCACCAGGGUGCUAGUGCAGAUAGCGGCCAUUAUACCUCGUAUGUUAAGAAGCAGAGCGAUGGUAAGGGCGAUAGUGACGACAAGUGGUGGUGGUUCAACGAUGAUAAGGUGACCGAGGUAGAGGGAUCGAAGAUUGAGACUCUGUCUGGAGGUGGUGAAUCUCAUUCGGCGCUUAUCCUUCUUUACCGUGCUGUUGAUUUGCCGGUUCCUGAGUAG